Messenger RNA from Frankliniella occidentalis (western flower thrips), 1959 nucleotides. Its product is annotated as tektin-3-like. The coding region runs from base 143 to 1675 and encodes 510 amino acids. The record is from RefSeq and is a predicted model, not a curated record. Gene Ontology annotation, cellular component: nucleus; microtubule cytoskeleton. The transcript has 8 exons. Gene Ontology annotation, biological process: cilium assembly; cilium movement involved in cell motility. Lineage: Eukaryota; Metazoa; Arthropoda; Insecta; Thysanoptera; Thripidae.
GCAAGACUCAAUAUGUUGCCAUAGCAAUGGCUGACUUUUAUGAGCAGACCCACCCUCGACCAUGUGGGGCCUAGUAUCAAAACCAAAACUACCGUAGUGACAUUUUAUUAAGGACAAAAUUUUAAGUAAUAAGUAAGACAAGAUGACGGCAAGUGUGCACCGCGGGGCGGAUACCGUCAUGUACUCGCAACUCCAGCCCUGGAGUCAGUGCGGGGCCCCACCCUGCAUGGAGAAGGUGGUGGGUCCUCCCAUACCGGACCGCAUCGCCUCUUUCUACCAGACCCCCCGACCCCAUCCCUGGCGCCCCACCCUGGGAUACGAGAACGUCGAAGUGGUCCCGAUGCCCAGCCUCCCGGUGACCAACGCCCUGGUGGACCCGUGCUACACCCCGUGCGGCAUGGCCACCGAGCCGCUGCGCUUCCCCAACCUGGUGACAGGCAACGCGCGCAACCCGCAGCACGCGGCGCGCGCCGCCCUGUACACGCGCUACACGCCCUUCGAGUGGGCCAACUCGUCGCUCAACCAGUACAACGAGGCCGACACCAACCGGAACUUCUCCGAGCGGCUGCGAUGCGAGGCCAUGCGCGUCAUGAAGGAGACGGAGGAGAAGACGGCGGUGGCGCAGCGGGAGUCGGGGCGGCGCUUGGGCGAGCGCAUCACGGACACCACCUUCUGGCGCAAUGAGGUGGCCACCGAGCUGGAGAACAUGCUGGCCGAGACGAGUCGUCUGCAGGACACCCGGCGCGCCCUCGAGAAGGCCAUCCAGGACUGCGAGCCGCCGCUGCACAUCGCGCAGGAGAACCUCUACCACCGCGAGGGCCGCCACGGCAUCGACCUGGUGCACGACCAGGUGGAGCAGUCGCUGUUGUCCGAGGUGGAGCAGAUCCGGUCGUGCCAGUGCCGCCUCAAGCAGCUGCACCAGCGCGUGUGCGACCAGUUGCGCUGCAGCCGCGCGGCCCAGCAGGAGCUCGAGCUGGACGUGAAGAGCAAGGAGAGCGCCCUCGGCAUCGACAACGUGGCGCACACACUCAACAACUUCUCGCGCGGCAUCAACUACUACGGAGGCAUAGAGAAAUACGACAACACGUUGACCACGCCCGACUCCUGGGCCGAGAACAGCAACCGCAACUGCCAGCGCUCGCAGAACGAGCGCAUCAAGUCGGCGCAGUUACGGGCGGACGCGGACAAUCUCAUCAACACCUGCUCCAACGAGAUCUGGAACUCGUGGGGCUCCACCAACAACGCCUUCAGCAGGAGAGUCGCAGAGACGCUGGAGGCCAAGGGCAAACUGCAGAUGCACUUGCACAAGGUCCAAAAGGAGAUCUUCGACGAGGAAAAGAACAUUGAGCUCCUGCGCAAGGCGAUCAUUGACAAGAGCAAGCCGCUCAAAGUGGCGCACACCCGGCUCGAGGGGAGGUCCCACCGCCGGGCGGUGGAGCUGUGCAAGGACGACGCGUACAACUCGCUCGUGCUGGAGGUCCAGGAGCUGGAGCACUCGCUCAACCAGCUUCACCGCAAGCUGGAAGAGGCCGAGGCGCAACACCAGCAGCUCCUCUACACGCAGAGCAACCUCGAGUCAGACCUGCGACUCAAAGUCAACUCGCUGUUUAUCGACAGGGAGAAGUGCAUGGGGAUGAGGAGGAGCUUCCCCAUCAAUGCCACCAUCAAGUACUGAGCACAACCAACAGCCACGCCGCCCACUCUCCUCUCCUUUCCGGUCGGUAAUCAUCUCAUUGUGCUAGCUAGAGAUGGGGAAAGGAGAGACGAGAUAAUUUGUCACAGCUGGUAUUCUGCCUCUUUGACUGAAAAGUAGUUGUGUCGAGAUUGCUAAUCCCUAUGGCUUCUUGCCUUGUCAUACAAUUGACAAUUCAGAAUUUCCUCCGAAAAAUUUCCACAGAAGUUUGUAAGGACAGGCAAUCAAAGCAGACAUAAUUUUGUCAAAGAGCUCAAGAGUAUAUA